This is a messenger RNA of Diatraea saccharalis (sugarcane borer), 1108 nucleotides long. Lineage: Eukaryota; Metazoa; Arthropoda; Insecta; Lepidoptera; Crambidae. The record is from the annotation of a GenBank genome assembly.
AGUUCGCGCGCCGCUUUCGAAGUGUGACCACGCCGGUCGCGCCUCCAGUGACUUACGAUCUCGAACUAUCUGUGCGAUUGGAUAAUAACUGAUUUUUUUGUGUAAGAAAUAUUUCUCAACCACCACUACACAGUACAUAAGUUUGUGUUUUACAUAAUUUCGACGCCGUAGACGUGCGAAUGUGGGAUUUCCAAUAAUAAAUCUGAAAAAAAAGUGUUAAAAACAUAUUAACACGUGUAUGAUGAGCGAGUGCUGAAACAACAAAAUGGCGUCCAAAUGCAGGACUUUUUUACUAGUUUUAGUGUUAGUUAAUACUAUAAGUGUAAACCUGAGUGACAGUGAAUUAGUGCAACAUUAUAACGAAGAAGACAACUCAAAAUAUAAUGACAAAGAACACGAAGAGCCCAUCAGCAACGCGGACAAUUACGCGGACGACAGGCAACAUCCCAAUUACGACCAGGACAGUGAUUACGUAAAAGCUACCACUAUUGAAGAGUACACUACAACAGAAGCUGCUGGUGACGACAAUUUUCGGAGUGAUGACACAGUGAAAAAUGAUGAAGAAUCAGCUGAAGCUAGUCACAGUAUAGCAACAGCUGAUGUCACAGAGACUGUGAUAGCAACAGUGUCCAAUGUCGAGGACAAAGUUUAUAAACACAGUCAGGAUGUCGAGGAGGAUAUUUAUCCUGGCGAGAAUUACAAUGGAAGGUUGGAGACCACACCACAACCGGCUGGCAUAACUGUUGACGCCGAAGACUUCGUGCCAAGGAUCGCCGUCUUAGAAGACGACCUGGACAUCCAGGGCCAGAGGAACCCAAAAACUGACAAAUCGGAAUCGAACCCAAACGAGCAGAGGAACUUCGACACCAAACCGCGCCCCGACCAAGCGGUGAGCAAGAGCGCGACCCUCAAGAGCUGGCUGGAAGACUCGUGGAUCCGACCACCCGCCGGUUUGCUGGUGCCGUUGCGGCCGAUGGCUCUGAACAGGGCCUUAGCGGUGUGGAACGACUUGACCGUCGGAGGGCUUAACGUAUCGGAUAUAGUCAUCAUAGGGUACGAUUCAAACGGUGAGAGCACACAAUUUUUAAUGCUGCAUUUACUCCACUAA